AUGGGAGGCAGAAGAGCAUUUGCAGAUUCAGAAGAAGCCUACAAAUCCCAUUUGGUGACAGAAAUAUGCAACAUUUCUUCAAACCUUGAGAAGGGCCAUUGUUGUGUUCAUCAGAGACCUCACCUUUAUCAUCUGUCACAUAAAAAGCCAUUCUUGGAUUGGUACCUUGUUCUUGGAGUGGAUGAAAAUGCAGGACUUGAUAUCAUCAGGAAGAGCUAUCUUAGACUUGCUUUGCUUGUUCAUCCUGAUAAAAACAAGCAUCCAAAAGCUGAUAUAGCCUUCAAACUCAUUUCAGAGGCUUAUGCUUGUCUAUCAGACAAUACAAUAAGAACAUCUUUCAAUGUGGAAAGACAGAAGAAAAACAUCUGCACCGAAUGCUGCAUUCGCCAUGAUAUCAUCCGAAUUCAAGGGAGAGUGAUCGGUUGA
Messenger RNA from Oldenlandia corymbosa var. corymbosa, 426 nucleotides. NCBI's taxonomy places the organism in Eukaryota, Viridiplantae, Streptophyta, Magnoliopsida, Gentianales, Rubiaceae. The record is from the annotation of a GenBank genome assembly.